Messenger RNA from Cladophialophora psammophila CBS 110553, 840 nucleotides. RefSeq lists its product as uncharacterized. The record is from RefSeq and is a predicted model, not a curated record. NCBI's taxonomy places the organism in Eukaryota, Fungi, Ascomycota, Eurotiomycetes, Chaetothyriales, Herpotrichiellaceae. Gene Ontology annotation, biological process: fatty acid beta-oxidation. The transcript has 4 exons. Gene Ontology annotation, cellular component: peroxisomal matrix. The coding region runs from base 1 to 840 and encodes 279 amino acids.
AUGGCGACUGCAAGCAAGUACAAGUACACGGAUAUCAUCUUCGAGAUCAAGGGCAAGAUAGGCAUCAUCAAGUUCAACCGGCCCAAAUCCCUCAAUGCGUUCGGCGGCAGCCUCCUCGGGGACACGGUGUCAGCGCUCCGCGAGCUCAAUGAACAUCCCGACACCGUCUUUACCGUCCUCACCGGCGAGGGCAGGUUCUUCUCGUCGGGCGCCGACGUGAAAGCGGCCGCUGGUAGACAAACCGUCGAAUACGCGAACCCUGCGGCGAAGAAGAUCGACUUUAUGGCGAGUAUCAGCACCGCUAUCGAGCUCCUCCGCUCUAUGAUUGACCACAAGAAAGUCCUCGUGCUGGCACUCAACGGCCCCGCUGUCGGCGGUGGGGCAGCGUGGUUCGAAGGCAUCGCGGACAUCGUCCUGGCCGCUGACACGGCAUAUCUCCAAGUGCCCUUCAGCGCGUUGGGCCUCGUUCCCGAAUUCGGCUCCGCGACCGCCUUCUACCACUCCAUAGGUGCCCACCGCGCCAAUGAUUUCCUCAUGUUCGGCCGCAAGUUGACCGCCCAGGAGCUCGAGCAGUGGGGGAUGGUCAACCGCAUCUUGCCCACCCAGGGCUUCCACCAGAAGGUCGUCGACUUCUUGGAGGACCAGCUCAACAUCAAUGACGGCAAGUCGAUGAUGGAGACAAAGCGCCUUCAGAACCUCCCGCUGAGGAGGGAGAGGAUGCUUGCGGUGUAUGAUGCCGCAGAGGCCCUGGCAGAGAGAUUCGUCGAGGACGCCCCGAAGCAGAGAUUUGCCGAGAAGAACAAGCUGUUGCUUGGUAAGUCGAGGGGCGGUGCUUUGUAG